Molecule: messenger RNA, 555 nt
Organism: Soboliphyme baturini
Lineage: Eukaryota; Metazoa; Nematoda; Enoplea; Dioctophymatida; Soboliphymatidae
Source: the annotation of a GenBank genome assembly
AUGUUUCCUGAGCAGAAGGAAAAUGAUGCCGAGGAGCAGUCGAGCGCAGGGAACAAGCCGAGGAGGCGUAAGAGGAGGUCAGCAGCGUUACGUAAGCAACUGCGGCCAAACCGUGAGCCGUCCCCUCCUCCAGACGUAGAAUGUCGCAUCUUCUCGAAACAUUUCGUCGAACAUAAUCGCCAACGCGAGGGAGAAAUGCGCAAAAAGCGGAUGGAGUUGCUGAAACAGGAGCGGGAGAAACAGCAGCUCGAGGCCACCAUCAAAACCAUACAAGAGAAAGUGGACGACGAGGAGGCGAACGUCGACCGACUGAAACGCCAAAGCGCAUCUAUUAAUAAGGCGUUGAAUAUCUAUCGGCAGGCGGCAGUGGCAGCGAUAGAGAAAAUACACCGUGACGGAACCGGGCUGCCGGCACCAACUGUGAAGAACAUCGAAACGUACCUCAGACUCGCCUCAAAUGUAAACAAAGUCGAUCGACCUCAUGCGGCAUAUUUCAGUGCUGUGCGAGAGGCGAUGUGUCGUUUACGGUUGCCUACCGUGUGUCUCGACAAGUGA